Molecule: messenger RNA, 990 nt
Organism: Xenopus laevis (African clawed frog)
Lineage: Eukaryota; Metazoa; Chordata; Amphibia; Anura; Pipidae
Gene: apobec2.S
Product: C->U-editing enzyme APOBEC-2
Exons: 2
Coding region: 129-836 (235 amino acids)
Source: RefSeq, a predicted model, not a curated record
AAACCUCUAGCCCACUCCCUUUCUUUAACACCCUUCAUCUUCAUUUACAGUCACUAUUUCAUUCACUGUUCCGCUGCCCUCCAUAAAUACUUUCUCCUUUGGUUUGGACUUUUUUUUAUUUAUUUACAAUGGCACAAAAUAAAUCACAGUCUUCCAAGGAUCCUAUCAACAAUGUAGAGGAAGCAGAGAAAGCAGAGAAAGCAGAAAAUGGUGAGGGAAAUUCCAAAAAGAAAGAACAAGAGGAGCUGCCUCCCUUUGAGAUAGUGGAGGGGAGUCGCAUCCCUGCUUCUUCUUUCAUGUUUCAGUUUAAGAAUGUUGAGUACAGUUCUGGACGUAACAAGACCAUUCUGUGCUACACUGUGGAAAGACCUGAGGGUCAAAUAUUCCAUGGAUAUUUAGAGGAUGAACAUGUCUCAGCUCAUGCCGAGGAUGCCUUCUUUACAUCUGUCCUGCCUCAGUUUCUCACCUCAGGGUCGGUGACUGUCACUUGCUAUGUGUCAUCUAGCCCAUGCGUUAAUUGUGCAGCCUCCAUCGCUCAGUGCCUGCGGCGAUACAAGACUUUAAGAAUACAGCUAGCAGUGGCACGGCUAUUCCAAUGGGAGGAGCCAGAGACCCGAAGGUCACUGAAAGGCCUCCGCUCCGCAGGCUGCCCAGUCAGAAUGAUGAGGGGUGCUGACUAUAUUUAUGUGUGGAAGAACUUUGUUGAGCCGGACAUCACCCUUGAUGAAGAGGGAAAGGAGGUAGUGAAGGAUGAGCAUCAAGACUUCAUACCCUGGGAAGAUUUGGAAGAAAAUUCCAGGUAUUAUGAAGAAAAGCUUUCAGAGAUUUUAAGAUAAUCAAACAGGACUUUGACUGGAACAAAAGUGAUAUAUGGCUCUUAAUUUUUGAACAGUUUGAUUAUGUGUGUUUGGUUUCUCCCUUUCUCUAAUAAUGGUCUUCAUUCACUGUGGGCAAAAAUGCCAGUUUUUAACAAAUAAAAAGUUGCAAUUA